AUGAAGACCGCCGUUUCCGCUGUUCUUCUGCAGGCUCUGGCUGUGCAGGCCAUCCGCAUUAUUCAGUCAAACGAUGAUGGCUGGGCUGAAUCAUAUACCCGCUCCUUUUUCUCUGCCCUGACCAGCGCUGGCAACACUGUCUGCUUGUCGGCCCCCGCAGACAACAAAUCAGGCACUGGUGGCCUGGACAUCGACCCCGAGCCUCGCAGCAGUGCUUGUCAAUAUGAUAGCUGCCCGGCUAACAGCGGCGCAACUGGCAGCAACGCGACCCAGCCAGAGCUGAACUGGGUCAACUCCUUCCCUGCCACCUCGAUGCGGUACGGUAGGACCAAGACCUGCCCUGCCCUGUGGGACGGCGCCGCGCCAGAGCUUGCUGUUGCCGGCCCCAACGUUGGAUCCAACCUCUUCGCCGCAGUCCACUUCUCCGGCACCGUUGGCGCUGCGUGCGACGCUGCUAACGCUGGCAUCCCGGCCAUCGCAUUCUCUGGCGCGUCUGAGGACAGAGUUGCCUGGAACACUGUGCCCGUCCCCCACAGCGGCGAGGUGUACGCCGAGCUGGCCACCACCAUCACCAGCAAGAUCAUCGCCUCCGGAACCCCUUACCUGCCCGAGAACAUCUGGCUCAACGUCAACUUCCCCCAGGUCACCGACGAGUGCAACGCCGCCUCGGACUUCAAGUUUGUUUUGAGCCGGAUCAACCCUGGGAUCCUGAGCCCUCCGGAUGUUGAGCACUGCGGCUCGACACGACUCCCUCAGGAGCUGGAGGUCAUCAACGCGGGAGGAUGCCGUGUCUCCAUUAGUAUUGGUGACUCGAAGGACAAGACUACCGCGAACGAUGACCGACAGGACGCCGUCCUUGCGAAGCUGAAGGAUAUCUUGACUUGUCUGUAA
Messenger RNA from Clonostachys rhizophaga, 891 nucleotides. Lineage: Eukaryota; Fungi; Ascomycota; Sordariomycetes; Hypocreales; Bionectriaceae. The record is from the annotation of a GenBank genome assembly.